UAACGUAUCCUCAAAGCGUGAACAAUGUACACAUUAACACAGUCAUAAUUGUCUGCUGUGGUCGUUUUUAUUCAUCCUAUGAGGUUUAGUGGGUGUAGCCGGAAAUGACAGACAAUCCCUGCCUUUAUUGAAUUUUGUUCUCUGCUCGCUCUGAUCAGGCGGAAGUGAGAACAGUUCUACGGUAUUGUGCUUGUACCGUUUCAUUUGGUUGUGGGCUGACUGAAUUACACCGCGCCUCCUUCCGUGCUGUGUUCAAGCCCCACGAGUGGGAGCCCGGAUUGGAGCGUAUGGAGCCGCAGGACGUGGACGAGCCACGGGGGCCGGUGCUCCACAUCGUGGUGGUCGGCUUUCACCACAAGAAGGGCUGCCAGGUGGAGUUUUCGUACCCGCCGCUGAUGCCGCAUGAGGGUCACGAUAGCAACAUGCUGCCCGAGGAGUGGAAGUACCUCCCGUUCCUGGCGCUGCCCGACGGAGCGCACAACUACCUGGAAGAUACGGUCUACUUCCAUCUCCCCCCGCUUGGCAGAGACACCAAGUGCGUCUACGGUGUGUCCUGCUACCGGCAGAUUGAGGCCAAGGCGCUGAAGGUCCGACAGGCCGACGUGACCCGGGAAACGGUGCAGAAGAGCGUCUGCGUGCUGAGCCGGGUGCCUCUGUUCGGUCUUGUCCAAGCCAAACUGCAGCUCAUCACACACGCUUACUUUGAGGAGAAAGACUUCUCUCAAAUUUCCAUCCUGAAGGAACUUUACGAGCACAUGAACGGCUCCCUGAGGGGCUCCGCUCUGGACGGCUCGCAGGUCUUCCUCGGCUUGUCACCGCGAGAUCUCAUCCUGCACUUCAGACACAAGGUUCUCAUCCUUGUCAAGCUCAUCCUGCUGGAGAAGAAGGUCCUCUUCUACGUGUCGCCCGUCAGCAGACUCGUGGGAACGCUGAUGACAGUCCUGUCGUUGUUCCCAGGCAUGAUGGAGCACGGCCUGGUGGAGUCUUCGCACUACCAGCCCAAGAGCAGCCUGUCGGAGGACCCGAACCUAGCGGCGAGCGUCUCGGGCGCCGAGGAGUUUGAGGCGGUGUCCGCCUCGGAGCUGCGGGGCGAUGGGGACUCCCGGGGGUCGCCCUCCAGCAACGGCGCCGAGCCUCUCCUCAAGCCGCCCUCCCGCGCAUCCCCCGAGUCAUCGGAGAGCGACUGGGAGACGUUGGACCCCGGCGUGCUGGACGAGGGGGCGGAGGGCAAGGCGCCGGCCGUGCCCAUCACGGUGCAGCCGCUCGGAGGGCAGGGCGCCGUCGCACAGGGGCUGCUGUCGGGUCUGGAGGAGGACCAGUACGGCAUGCCGCUUGCCAUCUUCACCAAAGGUUACCUGUGUCUCCCGUACAUGGCGCUGCAGCAGCACCACCUUCUGUCCGACGUGUCGGUGCGCGGCUUUGUCGCCGGGGCAACCAACGUCCUCUUCCGGCAGCAGAGGCACCUAAGCGAUGCCGUGGUGGAGGUCGAGGAGGCCAGCAUACAGAUCCACGACGGCGAGUUAAGAAAAGUUUUGGGCCUGACCACGGCCGACCUGCGCUUCGCCGACUACCUGCUGAAGCAUGUGACGGAGAACCGCGAUGACGUCUUCCUGGACGGGACAGGCUGGGAGGGCGGCGACGAGUGGAUCCGGGCGCAGUUCGCGGUCUACAUCCACGCCCUGCUGGCGUCCUGCUUGCAAGAAGAUAACGAGAGGCUGCUGGCGGAUUACGGCACCCCCUUCAUCACCAGCUGGAAGGCCACGCACAACUACCGCCUGUGGCACAGCAACAAGCAUGCCGCCAUGGCCGCCGUCACGCCAGGACAUCCGUUCCAGGGACAGUACAGCGUCGCCGAUGUUAAACUGCAGCUCAUCUGUCAUAACAUUGUGGUUGCCUUGGUAACAGCAUGGUUACUUUGGGGCAGGUGUUCGGCGGCGAUAUUGUGCUGCUGAAUCAAAAUGGGGAAAUAACAUUUUGGGGGUAUUUUUUUAGUAACAAAAGACAAACCAAUUCACUGUUGACUGAGCAAAGGUUACGACCUUAGCAAGUUGCAGUUUAUAC
Hippocampus comes (tiger tail seahorse) is the source of this 2061-nucleotide messenger RNA. RefSeq names its product AVL9 homolog (S. cerevisiase) (gene avl9). The transcript has 14 exons. NCBI's taxonomy places the organism in Eukaryota, Metazoa, Chordata, Actinopteri, Syngnathiformes, Syngnathidae. The record is from RefSeq and is a predicted model, not a curated record. The coding region runs from base 288 to 1952 and encodes 554 amino acids. Gene Ontology annotation, cellular component: cytoplasm.